AUGUUUAAAUCCAACAACUAUGACACUGGAAUAUGCACUUUGCCGUGCUGCGCUUUGCGACACACAGUGCAUCAGGCGCACCUGGUUUCUGGCACGCGGACGGUUAAAAGGCGUCAACGGCCAUCGAAGGUGGUUUCCCAGCUGGCGGACGUCGAGAGGGUUCCUCAGCGGCCUGCCGGCAGCUUUCUAGAGACUGGUGUGCCAUCAAAAUACAAAGAACCUCAGCCACCUGAAAUUCGUGAAAUUGAAGAACCAAAAGCCAUUGUGGAUAUCAUGAACCAUUUCCAGGUUAUCUCUAAAACUGUUCAAAGGCUGGAAAAGAAGAUUGAUGGCAUAGAUAACAAAGUAACGAGAAUUUAUUACUCUCGUGCCAGAUCCUUUUGGCAUUACCCUCCUUUUAAAUUAGUAUCUAGAAGAUACAAUUACCUGACAUCUAAAAGAGUUAAACUCCAGAAAGAGAGCCAAGUAGUUCAUGAUGAUACCUUCUCCUACCCUCAAAGUUACAGUCCAACUUCACCAGUCCGCACAAGGGAUGAAGUGAGCUUUGAUGUAGAGAAUGAAGAGACUAUAGAUUACACCCAGACGCACCCGUGCCCUGAUAUUAUUGACAACGCCCAGAUGUUCCAGAACCCUGAUUCUAUUGACAAUGCCCAGACAUACCAGUAUGCUGAUUCUAUGGACAACACCGAAAGUAUCCAGAACACUGAGAACGAUGCUGUGUUCCAUUCUGACGAUUCCCUGGGAGUGAGAUGUAUCAGUUCUUCACCAGAGAGUAAACGUCCAGAAACUCCACAGAGUCCUGUAUAUACUCCCCAAAACUACCAUUGCAGAAUUCCUGGCUCUUCUACAAGGACCCACUACAGUGACUUUGAAAAUCCCAACUUGCACACCACCAUUUCUUCUGCUUCAACAAUAUUGAGAGGAAGCCACAUCCCUCGAGCGGAGCUUAUGCCCAUUAGGAAUCCUGAAAUGAAGCGAUUGGCCUUACUGGAGGCCCAGAGUACACCUGUGAUUGACCCUAAUACUUUUGGUUUGUCAUCCAGUUGUACCAAGGCUGUUAUGAAAGGCCUUGGAAAGCCUUUAAACUGGUCUGUGAAUGACGUGGUAACAUUUCUGAACCGUUUAGAUCCUCCGUUGGCAGACCAACUCUACUCCACCAUCAGAGAACAUGACAUUGAUGGGAAAGCCUUGCUGUUGCUCAACACUGAUAUAAUGAUAAAAUAUAUGAGGAUGAAGGUGGGAGUAGCCUUGAAGCUCAUCAGCUACAUUCAAAAGCUUAAAAAAGGAGUAAACUGUCGCCCGUAA
Molecule: messenger RNA, 1305 nt
Organism: Microtus oregoni (creeping vole)
Lineage: Eukaryota; Metazoa; Chordata; Mammalia; Rodentia; Cricetidae
Product: sex comb on midleg-like protein 1
Exons: 7
Coding region: 1-1305 (434 amino acids)
Molecular function (GO): protein binding
Source: RefSeq, a predicted model, not a curated record